Liolophura sinensis is the source of this 1483-nucleotide messenger RNA. Its product is annotated as battenin-like. The record is from RefSeq and is a predicted model, not a curated record. The transcript has 14 exons. Gene Ontology annotation, cellular component: membrane. The coding region runs from base 138 to 1400 and encodes 420 amino acids. Lineage: Eukaryota; Metazoa; Mollusca; Polyplacophora; Chitonida; Chitonidae.
UUUGUGGGAUUUAAUAAGUUAAAGAUAUAUGCGGUGGACAUUGAUUUUGUUAUAUAUGCUCAGAGGAAGCCGUCAUCACUGAUAACCCUUGCUGCCCUGUCAUUUGUGUUUCGUGUCGUAGCGUGCGGUACCUGUGCAUGCCAGAACUGGCAGACGAAACCUACCGCCCUACAUUAAACUUACGUUUCGCUAUGGCUUCCAAGAGAAACUGGCUGGGACUCUUUCUUAUGGGAGCUAUAAACAAUCUGCCAUAUGUUAUUGUGAAUUCUGCAGCCAGUUCUAUUGCCAGCAGCUUUGGUGUGAGGAACUUUGUAGGACUGGUGUUUGGUGCUAAUGUCUCUCUCUCUGUUUUUGUGAAAUGUUUGAAUACCUUUCUUCUGCUCAAUGUGUCCUACCGGAUAAGGUUUCUUGUCAAUGGCUGCCUGAUGCUGAUUGGUCUGUUUGGUGUUGCAUACGCCACAAGUUUUGGAUUUGCCAUAGGUUGCAUUGUUAUUGUGGGAUCAAGUUCAGCCUUUGGUGAAAAUGUUACCCUAGGAUACCUGCACAAGUUUCCCAGUAAGCUGGUCAACGCCUGGUCCAGUGGCACAGGGAUGGCUGGUGUUCUAGGAUCAAGCUUGUUCAUCAUUUUUGACUGCUCUGUGGGCACAGAGUCGGGAGAUGAGCAACAGCUGCGCCGCCUCAACAAGAUGGCCUUCCUGUUGACGACCCCUGUGGUGCUGAUUUAUUGGCUGGCUUACUUUGUGGUCAUCCAUGAGCCUGGUUACUCACCUGACCUGUUCAGUCGGACCAACAUCAACGUGCAGCAUGCCCAGGUGGAGGACUCAGAGGAUGCCCCCUUACUGGCUGGACAGAUUCCCACAAAUGACUCAGAGGUGAUAGAGGAGAGCAGAUGUCACAGAUAUAUCAGGUGUUUAAAACUUAUUCUUUGGCUUGCCUUAAAUAUGUCUGCAGUGUAUCUGUUUGAGUAUGUAGCCAGAGCAUGCGCUGCCAAAGUCAGACCUCCACAGGAGUACAAUCAUGGCUGUCCAGAACUUUAUGCUGCUCUACAGUUCUGCUAUCAGGCUGGAGUUUUUGUGUCUCGGUCCUCAGUGCAGCUGGUUCAGAUUCGCAGAGUAGAUGUCCUCUCAGCACUGCAAUUAAUCAACAUGGUUGUGUGGAUCACGGAUGUCCAUUACAAGUUCAUUCCAGUGUAUCUGCUGCCAGCAUUGAUGAUCUAUGUGGGACUUUUAGGUGGCGCCUCCUAUGUUAAUAUAUUCUAUCUGCUUCUAAAUGAGGAGAAGUAUCCACCCAGGGACAGGGAGCUGUGUGUCAACCUGGCUGCCUUGUUUGUGACACUGGGUAUUGCCCUGGGAACAGGCCUGGAGACACUACUGUUCACCACUGUAUUAAAAUCUGACUGAGAUAUUGUUACACACAGAGUUUGUCUUGGUGAGAUUCGAGUCCAGUGCUAUCUGGUGACGUCUUGUCUGUCCAUUCUUGAAGG